AUGGCAAAAAAAUACGCUGUGAUAUAUUUUCCUGCAGAGAAUAUUUAUUCAGAAAUUCCAACGUCCUGGCUCACUCCAGACAAGGAGUACUGCUGGUGGCCAAAUUCAAUAAACUGCAAAUCAUUCAUGACCAGAGAUGAACCUCCAGAUGAAUCCACCUGGGCUCGUCACAGAAUUAAAUUUGAAGUUUAUGCCUCCACUUUAGAAAGUGCCCGUAGAAAGGCAGAAAAUCCGUCGUAUAUGACAGGCGGAGAAGAACUGGUGCCUAAGAUAAGAACUAGGAAACCUCGGACAAUAAGCAGCAACAGCAGCAGCUGUUCUGAGACAAUUACUCCACCCCCUUCACCAAAAAAAUUGAAAAAAAAGAAAUUAACAUCCACUAAUCAGCUCAAAAAGGUGAUGGCCCUUGGUGAGCAAACGGAAAUCCCUGCUGAACAAGAAAUUCAGGAAACAAUCAAACUUCCCAACCCACCUGGCCAGGAAAAAAAAAAAUGGAAAAUUCAACAUGUAGUGGGAAUACAAAACAACUUGACGAAUUGCUAGUUGCUGUUGAAAAACUAAGCCUCACUGUUGCAAACAUGCAAAAAUAUAUUAUCAGCAUUGAUAAUAGAUUAAAAACAAUAAAUGCUGAAGAAGGCAGGGUAGUGGCGGACAAAGUGAUGGAAAAUUUAAACAAAAAUUUACCAUUGACGUCUACGGAAAACGUACCGGAAUUUGAUGAAAUGAUGGAAAAUGAAGACUUUAAAAAUACCUAUGUACAGUUUAUCAAGCGCAUUGGAGGGCGAGAUUUCAAAGACCAUGUGAAUAGGUCCUUGCCAAAAAUAUUCACCAAUGACCUGGGUAAAGAAUGCUCUUAUAUCGGAUUGAGAGGAAAUUAUAAACUGCAAAAGUUUAAUUUUAUGCGAAUUUUCGUAGAUAUUAUUAUGGUACAGCACUCGGCUACCCUACACGAAGUAGAAAAAAGUGUGGGAGAAUGGUUCCGGUUGUCCAAUCAAAGAAAAAAGAGGGUAGAAAAAAAUUCAAAAGAUUGA
Molecule: messenger RNA, 1031 nt
Organism: Ceutorhynchus assimilis (cabbage seed weevil)
Lineage: Eukaryota; Metazoa; Arthropoda; Insecta; Coleoptera; Curculionidae
Source: the annotation of a GenBank genome assembly